Aedes aegypti (yellow fever mosquito) is the source of this 2411-nucleotide messenger RNA. It is a transcript of the gene Nop60B, whose product is annotated as H/ACA ribonucleoprotein complex subunit 4. Gene Ontology annotation, biological process: box H/ACA sno(s)RNA 3'-end processing; rRNA pseudouridine synthesis; snRNA pseudouridine synthesis. Gene Ontology annotation, cellular component: box H/ACA snoRNP complex. Gene Ontology annotation, molecular function: pseudouridine synthase activity; RNA binding. Lineage: Eukaryota; Metazoa; Arthropoda; Insecta; Diptera; Culicidae. The transcript has 4 exons. The record is from RefSeq and is a predicted model, not a curated record. Bases 208 to 1791 code for a protein of 527 amino acids.
ACAUAACCUAAAAUCACGAUCAGCAGCAUUCAACACGCGUGUUCCUCAUAAUAUUUUGGUUACUUCAGGAGAGAGCAGGCAGCCAUUCUUUAGGUCUGAAACCGAAUGGCGUGUUAGUUGGAUUUUUGAAGAAAUUUCGGUAGAAAUUUGAGUGUUUGGCGGUGAACUUCGGGAGGAUAAGUGUAGAAGUACCAAACAAGCGUCAAAAUGUCGGAUUACGAAAUGGGAUCCCCGACAAUCAAAAAGGAGAAGAAAAAGAAGAAGAUCAAACAGGAACCGGGGGCGGAGAUUGAGAACUUGGGUGAGAUUCAAAAGUCCGGUAACUUCCAGAUCCAACCGUCGGCGGCCAUUGCCAAGUUGGACACCUCCCAAUGGCCGUUGCUGUUGAAGAACUUCGACCGGCUGAACGUCCGCACCAAUCAUUAUACUCCACUGCCGUUCGGGUCUUCGCCGUUGAAUCGGAAGAUUAAGGAUUAUGUGACGUCUGGAUUCAUCAACCUGGAUAAACCGUCCAAUCCCAGUUCCCACGAGGUGGUGGCAUGGAUCAAGAAAAUUCUGAAGGUGGAUAAGACCGGUCACUCUGGAACGCUGGAUCCCAAGGUGACGGGAUGUUUGAUUGUCUGUAUCGACAGGGCUACAAGAUUGGUCAAGAGUCAGCAGAGCGCUGGUAAGGAGUAUGUGGCCGUUUUUAAACUGCACUCGGCGGUGGAAUCCGUGGCCAAGGUUAACCAGGGUUUGGAAAAAUUGCGCGGCGCACUGUUCCAGAGACCACCGUUGAUUUCGGCCGUAAAGCGUCAGCUGCGUGUCCGUACGGUUUACGAUUCGAAGCUGCUGGAUUACGAUGACCAACGGAACAUGGGCGUGUUCUGGGUCAGCUGCGAGGCCGGUUCCUACAUUCGUACCAUGUGUGUUCAUUUGGGUUUGGUCACGGGCGUGGGCGGUCAGAUGUUGGAACUGCGCCGUGUCCGUUCCGGUAUCCAGUCGGAAAAGGACGGAAUGGUCACCAUGCAUGACGUUCUGGAUGCUCAAUAUCUGUACGAUAACCAUAAGGACGAAACAAUGCUCCGAAGGGUGAUCAAACCCCUGGAGGGUCUUCUGGUCGGCCACAAGCGUAUCAUCAUGAAGGACAGCUCAGUGAAUGCCGUCUGUUACGGUGCCAAGAUUAUGCUUCCCGGUGUGCUCCGUUAUGAGGAUGGCAUCGAAAUGGAUCAGGAGAUUGUGAUAGUGACCACGAAGGGAGAAGCCGUUGCCUUGGCCAUUGCCCUGAUGACGACGGCCACGAUGGCCAGUUGUGACCACGGUGUUUGCGCUAAGAUCAAGCGCGUAAUCAUGGAACGGGACACUUACCCGCGCAAGUGGGGCCUGGGACCGAAGGCUUCGAUGAAGAAGCAGCUGAUUGCCAGCGGAAAGUUAGACAAGUAUGGCAAACCGAACGAUAAGACCCCGAAGGAGUGGUUGACCGGAUACGUAGACUUCAACAAACCGGCAGCGCCGGGCAAGGACACGAACGGAAACGGUGCGGCGGCAGCGGAGGGAGAGGACGAAUUCGCCGGAGGAAAGCGCAAAUUGAGCGUCGGCAGCGCAGCAGAUCAAUCGAUGGAGACCUCGGCCAUGGAGGUAGAUGCCGGUGAAAAGAAGAAAAAGAAAAAGAAGAAGCAUAAGAAGGACGAUGAAGCACCGGAGGCUCCAGAAACUUCCGAAGCCGUCGAGGUUGAAGCCACCGAAGAGGUGUCCGAAACCAAGAAAAAGAAGAAGAAGAAGGACAAAAAGCAGGAGGAAGAAGCCGAAUAACGCGUUUCCGACCAAAAUCUCGCAUCUGAUCACCAUUAUUCGUUAUGCACCCUGGAAAGAGAUCAGGGAAGGAUCAUUCAUGUUCCUUGUCGUCCAGCAUCUCGAAGGGAAGACAAGUAUAGCCGCCGCGUGGAACUGAACACCUGGCCGCUAAGUGGUCAUUCAACGCGAUUCACGUUGAUUCAUACUAAUUAACAUAGUUUUCGUAAAGUUUAUCGAACCGUGCGACUCGCAAGCAGGAAAAGUGCAUUUGUUUCCUUGAAUGGAAGCUUCUCAUGCCCGGAACAAUUAUUUGUAAUCGAUACAUUUCACUACUUAUCAAAUCGAUUGCGUUUAAUUCACAAUCCCAGAAUUAGUCAUACAAACUUUCAAUUAACUCCAUAAAGUAGCCCUUACGAAGCAUAAAGUGAAGUAAUCAGUUCAAACGCAGAGAUUCGAGACGUUUUUGUUUGCUCGAUAAGACUAUAUGUUAAGCCAACAUACACUUAUGAACGAAAUCAUAAGGUAUCCCCGACACGAGGUUUCUCGGAGGUCGAUUUUUUACGUUCUUAAGCAAUUUUUGUUUUACAUUCAGAAGAUGAAGAUAUAGAACUAUGAUUACUAAAUUGUACAAAAAACGA